UUGUGGCUUUCAUUACCACAGUGCCUCCUUUUAGAUUCUACUACAGGAAGUCAAAACAAAGAAAUAAGCUCAACGUCUAUUAUAAUUACUCAUCACAAAAGAUUAGUAAGCAAGUCCAGAGGGAAAACAUGCGCUUUUUGUAGUAAAAAAUUAACCUUAAUCGGUGAAAUGAAAUGUGCAUGUGGUGGAACAUUUUGUGCAAAACACCAAUUUUCAAAAGAUCAUAAUUGUGUUUAUGACUAUCGAAGCAAUGAGUCGAAAAAAAUUGAGAAAUCUAAUCCAAAAGUUGCCGGUGAAAAAAUCACAAAAUUUUGA
This is a messenger RNA of Rodentolepis nana, 315 nucleotides long. NCBI's taxonomy places the organism in Eukaryota, Metazoa, Platyhelminthes, Cestoda, Cyclophyllidea, Hymenolepididae. The record is from the annotation of a GenBank genome assembly.